Messenger RNA from Necator americanus (New World hookworm), 423 nucleotides. RefSeq lists its product as uncharacterized. NCBI's taxonomy places the organism in Eukaryota, Metazoa, Nematoda, Chromadorea, Rhabditida, Ancylostomatidae. The record is from RefSeq and is a predicted model, not a curated record. Bases 1 to 423 code for a protein of 140 amino acids. The transcript has 4 exons.
AUGCUGGAGCGCAACAGCGAUAUUGCUAUUACAUUAUGGGAUGUUAUUGUAUUAUGGGAUAUUGUUAGCAAAAUAGGAACGAAGCGGCUGUACUCGAAGCUACGUGGCGGAGACAGUGGCUUCGAUCGAGGUACGACCAUCGAUGUUAUAGUCGGGUCAAAACGACGUGAAGCAUGGUGCAUUUGCGUACGCGCUCGAAACAGCGCAAUGGAUUUAGCAGUUGGAACCGAUGUGGGACCAUCGCAAACAGCAGCGAUGGGUGGUGCCAACAAGGGUUCCAUCACGCUCCUAGCCACUACGGCUAAUCUUCGACAUAUUGAAUUGGUCGUAACGGAAGAGUGCCCAAAGCAAUACGAAGGUUAUAAAGGAAAUGAAGUUGCCUCCUACGGUCUCUUAGUGCUCAACACGAUGUCAUCCUGUUAA